AUGGGGCGCCCGCUAGAGUUGGAGCCUUCCAGGCUCUCCAGUGGCGACUUCUCGGGUGCCCGGUGGCACCUCUCGGCCGCGCUCCCCUCCCCCACCACAGGCCGCGGCCCCUGUGCACCGCACCGCGCCCGCAGACCCCAAGUGGACCCUGCUGGACCGCCGGGGUCCACUCCGAAGUCCGGAGCAUGGCGCCUCGGGCCCCGUUUCCUGACCCUACUGGUGUCUCCCGGUCCCCGCUGGUCUUCCUGCAAAGCCUCCCCGGGCCCGCAGGACGCGGCCGCAGUUCCUGCACUCAGGCCACCCAGCCCCAGGCUGGAGCUGCUCCGGCUUCCAGGCGCUCGCAGGCAGCGCCGGGUGGUGACGCCGAGUGAGCGCCGGCCCCGGAGCUCCCGAAGCCGGGCGCAGGAGAGCCUGGAGCCGGCCCGCGCUUCCCCUUCUCGCCCGCGGAGCGCGCAGCCCGCAGCCGCCGGCACCGCACUCGGGUCCCCGAGGCUCCCGGCGCGCCGCUCCCCGCCCGCCCGUCCGCCCGCUACAGCAUUCGGCCCGCGGCGGCCGGAGUCCACGCCCGGCUCCUCGCCUCUGCGGACAAUGCGCGCCCGGCCACGGGCCGAGCCGGGCGAGGCGGAGGCGGAGGCGGCGCCGGCGGCGGGGCUGCGCGCGGAGCGGGCCGGGCCGGGCAGGGCGCGGGGGACUGCGCAGCCCUCGCCGCCCCUCGCCCGGCCUCGCCGCCCCUCGCGCUGCCGCGCUCCGCGCUCCGCGGCGCUUCCCCAGCUUCGCUCUGCACGCUCCCGCCCCGCCCGCAGCAGCAGCCGCCGCGCCGCCGCCGCCGCCUGCAAAAGCGUCUCUGACAUGGAAAUGAAUGACAGCUUACCUGAUGCCAAUCUUCAUCAGACUGACACCGGCGUGACAACACAGCCUAUACUUCCCAGCACUGCUCGGGACGUCAGCGGCACAGGGACCCGCCCCCCGGAGCCCCCCCUCCGCACACCACCCCUCUCCCCACUCCCCCUUUCUCCCCACCCCCCCUCACCCCCACCCACUCCCGGCCCCGGCCGCUUCCCAGUCGCCGAGCCGCUGGAGUGUCUCCCUCUGCUGGAAGCUGCGCUCCGGUGCCGGGCGCGGGCCUCGCUCCUGCUGGCGGGGAGGCCGAACUGCGCUCGUGGAGGAGCCUGGAAACCCGAGGCGGCCGCGGAUGCGGAGCGCCGCGGAGACCCGGGAACUCGGGCGCACCCCACCCAGGGCAAGUCCUCUUUGGCGAACACAGCGGCGGAGUUCCAAGCCGUUAGGUCAGCCAACCUCCCGGGCGCUGGAGGCAGCUGGCAGCAGAAAAGGCAGCACCGCUCAGGUCAUUACACGUUAUUGCUUCGGCAGCGCUGA
This is a messenger RNA of Cavia porcellus (domestic guinea pig), 1377 nucleotides long. RefSeq lists its product as uncharacterized. The transcript has 4 exons. The coding region runs from base 1 to 1377 and encodes 458 amino acids. The record is from RefSeq and is a predicted model, not a curated record. Lineage: Eukaryota; Metazoa; Chordata; Mammalia; Rodentia; Caviidae.